Messenger RNA from Neoarius graeffei (lesser salmon catfish), 2347 nucleotides. RefSeq names its product zinc finger protein 43-like. Gene Ontology annotation, molecular function: DNA-binding transcription factor activity, RNA polymerase II-specific; RNA polymerase II cis-regulatory region sequence-specific DNA binding. Lineage: Eukaryota; Metazoa; Chordata; Actinopteri; Siluriformes; Ariidae. The coding region runs from base 701 to 1912 and encodes 403 amino acids. Gene Ontology annotation, biological process: regulation of transcription by RNA polymerase II. The record is from RefSeq and is a predicted model, not a curated record. The transcript has 4 exons.
UGUUGCCGGCUUUUGCUCCAAAACCCACAAGGAUGGGGUAAGUUUAUUCAAGUUUCCCAGAGAUCCCGAGCUGCAUGCGAAGUGGGUGAAGCAAGUCAGGCGCGCUCGUGACAAGUGGGAGCCCUCACCAACAUCCGUCCUGUGCUCUGAACACUUUGAUUUGGAUUGUUUUGACACCCUUCCCAGCUUAAAGGAAUCUCUUGGGUGUGCAGUUCAGCACAAACGUGUGUUGCUACCAUCAGCAGUGCCUACAGUAUUCCGGAGGGGGUCUACUAGUAGCUAUGCCGGAUCCAGCAGUCGCCUGGGACAAGGCGACUCCAACAAAGACAGUCCAACUGUCAGAACAUGUGUUGAGAAACGACAUAAGAUAAAGAGUACAUUACAGACUUUGUUGGGUAACCAUGUUGGUUGCCAAACAGACCCACCCAGCCAGUCAUCUCAGGGUACACAGCUCUCCUUGCGUACAUUAAGCCCUCAUGUUCGAAGCAAAGGUACACAAGUUUCAGGUUCUGUAAGUGUGGAGGUUGGCACGACUACCACAGACGCACCUUGGAUCACAAGUUGUCCGCUGGCAUCCCCACCAUUCAAGGCUCCGAGGCCAGCAAAAAGAUCUCAGAUUGAUGUAGAAGAGGAAGACGUGGGAGAUCUUUCCACAGGGGUCCCUGAACCACAGGCUCCCACCGAUGAUCCUGUCGAGUCCAUGACAGUUACAAUAGAGUUGUCGCAGUUUUCGAGUACUGAGGUGAUGGUGAACACGCAAUGUUUGCUGGAGCUUUUCCAGUUCUGCUGGUUUUGUCAGAGAGAGUGUUGUACUACCAUUGAGGGCAACAAGAAGCUGUCUUCAAUCACACAGGACUGCCAGAGUUGUGGCCACCACAGAGACUGGAGGAGUCAUCCUCCCACAAGUUUAUCUAGUGAUGAAGAAGCAAGCCUUUCAGAAGAAGAAGAGAAAAAGAAAAGAAAGAGGAAGUCUGAUAGUUCAGAUGAGUGGGAGCCAUGUUUAGAUGAAGAGGCCACAGACUCUGAUGUGUCCAUGGAUGAAGACCUGUUCACAGCUUUAAAGGAGGAUGGUGAGGGUGAACUUGUGGUGUGGUGUACACAAUGUGAGACCGAGGCCUCGCUUUCCUGUUCUGUCCUUCAACACAAAAAAGUAUUCUGCUGUUCUCAGUGCAGUGCAGGUGACAACGUUCAAACACAUAAUUUUGAAACCCUGCCUCUUCAGUUUGAUGAUGUUGCCAGUUUUCAGACACACGUUGAACAGGAGCACAGAGCCAAACCAUUCAAUGUACUGUGUCAGGAUUGUGGCAAGUUUGUUAGAGCAAAUAAAGAGCAUGUCUGUGAACACAAAAUCAAAUUAAUUGUCUGUUCAGACUGCGGGAAAAGGUUCCUCACUGAAGUCGGCUUAAAGACGCACUACAAUCAGCUCCAUUCGGAUUAUGAUCAUCCAUGUAAGUACUGUCUGAAGGUCUUCAAAACCAAGUCUGCAAAACUGGAACAUGAGCAGACUCAUCCUAAAGAAUCUCAUCCAUACAGCUGUCCAGAUUGUUCAGAGAAGUUUAGCAGGAUUCACGAACGCAGUAAACAUAUUAAGUCCCACCGAGGUCCACAUAAAUGUGUGUGUGAUGUCUGCAAGAAAGGCUUUAGGACUAUUACCAGGUUGAGGAGGCAUAAACUCAUCCACUCUGGUGAAAAGCCUUUCAAAUGCCAAGUGUGUGAGCAUUCCUUUAACCAGCUAGCAAACCUCACUUCCCACAUGCGUGUCCACACUGGAGAGAAACCUUUCACGUGUGAGCAAUGUGGAGAGUCAUUCAGCCACAACGUCAGUCUGAAGAACCACAAGCAACGACACCAUGACUCUGGUUUGACUCAGGAGGAAGAAAUAAUGAGUGACCGAGAGGAAGGCGAUGUAUAAAUGGUGGCAGUUCUGCAGUAAAGCUUUGGAUAAUAAUUCAUGACGAAAAAUGAUGUCUGAAGUCCUACGUCUAUAAAUGUUAUUAGAUUAGAUAAAACUUUAUUGAUCCCUUUGGGAGGGUUCCCUCAGGGAAAUAAAAAUUCCAGUAGCAUCAUUACAGGAUAAACAGAGAAUAGAAAAUAGAGAAAACUUCUAGAUAAAUUAAGUAUUUACAGAUACAAAUAUAAAAAUUUUUUUUAAAGAUAUGGAAAAAAGUCUAUUAAGAAGGAUGCAGAUAUUUACUCAGUAAACAAGCUUUAAUUUUUAAUUCACAGACCCGUUUUCAACCUUUAUAAAGCCUGCCUUGUCAAAACUGCCACGUAGUCUUCUCCUGUUAUUUGUAUCAUACGGACUCCACUGUCUCUCUUGCCGACACAAUAAAUAGAAAUUACAGAA